Molecule: messenger RNA, 582 nt
Organism: Frankliniella occidentalis (western flower thrips)
Lineage: Eukaryota; Metazoa; Arthropoda; Insecta; Thysanoptera; Thripidae
Exons: 3
Coding region: 72-380 (102 amino acids)
Source: RefSeq, a predicted model, not a curated record
ACAAAAGUGAGCGGGGUUAAUUUGCCACCUGGUACAUUUUAUUUUUUCUUUCAGAUUAUUGGUUUUACAAGAUGAGAAGUCAGCUCGCCCUUUUGGUCUUGGCCGUGGCAGUUUUUGCCAUAGGCGAGGUCCACGCCGCUUCCACCAUGAUCACCACGGACAAGGACGGCUCGAUAAACUGCGACGGCCUAAAGUGCCCGCCGGGCAACGGCGUGCGCUGCGAGGUCAACUCCAGCACCCUCAACGGCCAGGGCACCGUGACGCGGAAGUGCGUGGACGCCACAGGUGCUGUGCUGGCGCAAGGGUCGUACAACGUGCAGUCUCCUGGAUUGACGUUUGCCAAGCAUUCUUCGACUGCCAUUAUCUACACGAAAAGCUAACUUGUCCGACUGUAGCAUAGGAGCCACACUCUUCCACAGUUAUAUUUAUUUAUUGUGAUUAUAAUUACUGCAUUCACCCUGAUUCAUCUCCCGCAUUUUUCCAUUUGCAAUAAUUUUUAUUGUUCUCUCAUGUAAAAACCUCAAACUCAAUUGUAAAUAAAACAAUUAGUAAAGGAAUAAAAAGUUAAUGGCGACUUUUUCA